Molecule: messenger RNA, 6623 nt
Organism: Oryza brachyantha (malo sina)
Lineage: Eukaryota; Viridiplantae; Streptophyta; Magnoliopsida; Poales; Poaceae
Exons: 6
Coding region: 129-5750 (1873 amino acids)
Biological process (GO): positive regulation of transcription by RNA polymerase II
Cellular component (GO): nucleus
Molecular function (GO): histone binding; chromatin binding; ATP binding
Source: RefSeq, a predicted model, not a curated record
ACGCGCAUCCGUCUCCAUUGGAAGGAGACUGCGAGGGUGAGAGAGACGAGCCCCCCAAAACCCUCGCCGCCUCAGCGGGCGCCGCGCGAUCGCUGCGCGAGCUCUCCGAUUCUCCCUCCCCAACCCUGAUGCCCCCGUCGACGCCCAAGCGGCGGCGCGGCGGAGGCUCAGCUCGAUCCCGCGGCCGGAAGAAGCAGAAGCGCCUCGACGCCAUCCACGAUGUCGCGCCGGCCGCUCCCCCUCCCGGCGGCGGCGGCGGCGACAGCGAGGAUUCCGACGCAGAGGGCCUCCGCCGGAGCACGCGGGUGCGCCGCGCGCCGGCCCUGCUCGACACCUCCCCGCUCCCCUCCCCGCGCCGUAAGAGGCCGCGCGGCGGCGUGGCCGGGUCGAGCGGCGGAAGCUCGCGGAGGAGAAGCAGAGGCAGGGCGCGGGGCGAGGGGCGCGCGCGCGGAAUAGGCGAGGAGGAGGCGGAGGAGGAAGACGACGAGGCGGGGAACGUGGUGUGGCGCUCUCGGCUGCGGGAUAGGGUCAAGGGGAAGGCUAGGCUGGAGAGGCGAGUUAGGAGCCUGUGGUUCGACGACUACGAGGGGGAGGGGGAGAGGGAGGGGGAGAGGGGGGAGGAGGAGGAGGAGGAGGAGGAGGAGGGGGAGGUUAGGACAAUGGUUGUGGACUUGCGGGAUGGGGCUGAGGAAGAGGUCUUGAGCGAGGGAAGUGGAGGCUUGCCAUUGCAAGGGAGGGAAGUGAGGGAUAGGGAAAUCAAUCUAACUAUUGAUUUAAAUGUCGAUGAACAUGAGGGUGUGGAGGGUGUCAAUGUGGUGGAAGAGGAAGAUGACAGAAAGGGAGGCGGAGGGGAUGAGGAGAAAGGAGAAGCAAUUGGUACUGAAAAUGACCUAGACGAAGGCAAACAUGAGGAAGUCGGGGAGGAGGAGGGUUUACAUGGGAAGGAGACAACUGAAGAGCUGGAAUCACCAGUACUAGAAGGACGAAAUGGUGAUGAGCUACCUUGCGACAAGAAUAAUGCUGAGGGUGUCACUGACAGUCCACUUGAAUAUGAGCAUCUUGAUGCCCAAAGUGAGCAGAACAUGGAAGAGAGCAACCUUUGUGUUGAGCAGCAAAUGGAGCUGGAUGGUUGUAAUCCUAGUGAACAAUUGAAAGAGGGUCAGCAUGAUGAACAGACAGGUGGUUUCCCAAAUGUAGUACCGCCUGAGGAAGUUCCAAAGGAAGAAGUUCGCAAAUUUCCGCUGUCGGAAGAAAAGCAGGGCAUCACAGAGAUUAAAGAAGGGAGACGUUGUGGGCUAUGUGGUGGAGGAACUGAUGGAAGACCACCUAAGGUUGCAUUACAUGAUACAGUUGACAGUGAUAAUGAAGCCUAUGAGGGGGCUUUGCCUUCAGAGGAUCCAAACUAUGAUAUGUGGGAUGGUUUCGGUGAUGAUCCUGGGUGGCUCGGAAGGUUAUUGGGUCCAAUACAUGAUCAGUUUGGCAUUGCUCGUGUCUGGGUUCAUCAGAAUUGUGCAGUCUGGAGUCCUGAGGUUUACUUUGCUGGUUUGGGGUGCCUAAAAAAUGUAAGAGCAGCACUUUGUCGUGGAAGGCUUUUGAAGUGCAGUCGAUGUGGCAGACCUGGUGCAACUAUUGGAUGUCGAGUUGAUCGAUGUCCAAAAACCUACCAUUUGCCUUGUAGUCGAGCAGAAGCCUGUAUAUUUGAUCACCGGAAGUUUCUUAUAGCCUGCCAUGAUCAUCGACAUUACUUCCAACCUCAAGGAGAUAAGUAUGUUGAACUACUCAGGAAAAUGAAGAUAAAAAAGAUGAAGGCAGAUAUCAGAAAGGUGUCACAUGAUGCAUGGAGAAAGGACAUAGAGGCUGAAGAAAAAUGGUUAGAGAACUGUGGAGAAGAUGAAGAAUUCUUGAAACGCGAGGGGAAGAGGCUAAACAGAGAUCUUUUGAGAAUAGCACCUGUUUACAUAGGAGGCUCUUCCGAAAAUGAAAAAACAUACCAUGGCUGGGAGUCUGUUGCUGGACUCAGUAACGUUAUUGAGGGCAUGAAGGAAGUGGUCAUACUGCCUCUUCUGUAUCCUGAGUUUUUUAGCUCUUUAGGUCUUACACCCCCAAGAGGUGUUCUGCUGCAUGGCCAUCCUGGUACUGGUAAAACACUCGUAGUACGUGCACUAAUAGGGGCAUGCUCUCAGGGGAACAGGAGGAUUGCUUAUUUUGCUCGAAAAGGUGCUGAUUGUUUGGGAAAGUAUGUUGGUGAUGCUGAGAGACAACUAAGACUCCUAUUUCAGGUAGCUGAAAGGUGUCAACCUUCAAUCAUAUUCUUUGAUGAGAUAGAUGGCUUAGCACCUUCGAGAUCCAGACGUCAAGACCAGACACACAAUUCAGUUGUGGCGACUUUGCUUUCAUUGCUUGAUGGUUUGAAAUCACGGGGUUCAGUUAUAGUAAUUGGUGCGACAAAUCGUCCUGAUGCUAUUGAUCCUGCUCUUAGGAGACCAGGAAGAUUUGACCGUGAGAUAUACUUCCCUCUCCCGACCUUUGAGGAUAGAUCUGCUAUUCUCUCAUUGCACACAAAAAACUGGCCAAGUCCUAUUUCAGGUGCAUUCCUCUCAGUUAUUGCAAGCCAAACUGUUGGAUAUGCUGGUGCUGAUCUGCAGUCAAUUUGCACCCAAGCUGCAAUAAACGCUUUGAAAAGGACUUGCCCAUUGCAGGAAAUCUUGCGCUCUGCAGAGAGAGGAUUUGAGCAUGGGCGACUUCCUCUACCAUCAGUUCUUGUGGAGGAAAGGGAUUGGCUUGCUGCUCUAGCAGAUGCUCCCCCACCCUGCUCACAGAGAGAAGCAGGGAUUGCUGCAAACGAUCUAGUUUCCUCUCCUCUUGUCUCAUAUCUUGUUCCAUGCCUUCUUAAACCAUUGCUGCACCUUUUCAUCUCCCUCUAUUUGGAUGAGCGAAUCUGGUUACCUUCAUCUCUUCUGAAGGCAUUUGCCUCUAUUAAGCAAGUUAUCUUCUCAUCUAUGGAGAAGAAUAAUGUACCUCACACAUUUUGGUCUUCCUAUCUCCCAUCUUUGAUACAGCAGAAAACUAUUGCAAAAAGAAUUGCAUCAAUCUUGUCAAGCUAUGGUCUAAUAGCUUCUCAACUAAGAAACCAUGAUUCUGUGUUAAAUCACAAGGAACAGCAUGAGAAGUUCGAUGCCCACAGAUCGAAUUCCACUGGUUCUCACACAAAAGGCGGUUUAGCACAUAAAUUAUCAGGAUUUAGAGCUUUAGUUGCUGGAGUGCCCAGAUCAGGCCAACAACAUCUGAUCCGUUGCCUUCUUCAUGGUUUUGUGGGUCAGACUGUAAUACACAAGCUUGAUCUUGCAACUAUGGCACAGGAGGGAAACAGUGAUAUUCUUAGUGGACUGACACAAAUUCUUUUAAAAUGCCUUAAUCUUGGAAGAUGCAUGAUCUAUAUGCCUAGAAUUGAUUUGUGGGCCGUCGACAAGGUCCAUGAACAAGAAGCAGAAGAUCACGUGCCCAAUGUGGGAACAAGCAGGUUAGGGUCUACGCCAAUAAAAAAUAUUAAAAAAUGUUCUGAAAUCUGGAAUGCAUUGGUUGAUCAGAUGGGUUCAUUGUUAGCUUCUGUAUCCAUCAGUGUUCUGGCCACUAGUGAACUGAAGUUUCAAGAUCUCCCUAGUGGAGUAAGACAUUUCUUCGGCACACAUGUUGUAGACGAGUGUCUCGCUUCCUCAGAACACACAAUACCGAGGUUCUCUGUGAAUGUCGACAGCUACUUUAGCUGGGAUGAGGUUAUUGAUGCAUGCUGCUUGCAGAUAUCGCAGGAUCUAGUUCAGCAGCAAGUUCAACUUUUGCAUGACAGGGCUCAUAACAAUCAUGAUGAACAGAAAGAAGUCUUUGUUCCCAUGGAAAUUAGUGCACCAGGUGAACAUAGAUCCAGUCGGAGUAAGGAAGCGGGUAUGUUAAUGAAAUAUCCAUUAAACAUGGACAAGCAUCCCUCAUGUGGGGUUUCUUCAAGAGAGCAUCCUAAUCAGCUGGCCACAUGUAGUGCUCAGCAAGAGCCACCAACAUCCACAUUGGAAGAUAAAGAAGGCAAUGCUGAGAAAAAUGAUUUUAAUGAGAAAGUCACAACAAAUCCUUCCAAUAGAAUUGUGAAGGACAGUGAAUCACUAGCUAUUAUGGCCUUUGGAAUUCAGAUACUGCAGCAUCCGCAGUUCUCUAAACUUUGUUGGGUUACGUCGAAACUACGGGAGGGCCCCUGCACUGAUAUAAAUGGACCAUGGAAAGGUUGGCCAUUUAAUUCCUGUUUAUUACAAAGCAGUACAUCACCUGAUAAGUCAUUAUCUGGAGGAAACAAUGUUCUUAAGGGCAAGGAGAAGAUUCUGCGUGUGAGAGGACUUGUUGCUGUUGGUCUAUUAGCAUAUAGAGGUACUUAUGCAUCUGUUUUGGAAGUCUGUGCUGAGGUGAGAAAGGUCUUGGAACUGUUAGUUGGACAGGUCCGAACCAAAAUUAUGGAAAAGAGGAGUCGAUAUAGGUACUUCCAUAUUCUGUCUCAAGUUGCUUAUCUGGAUGAUAUCAUGAGCAGCUGGGCAUACACCUUCCAAAGGUUACAUAGUGAUAGCAGCAGAGUAAAAACAGGUCCAAAGAUAACCGUUAGAAAGUCAUCCACAAGAGAGUGUCAAGACGACAGCAACACUGCAGAAGCAAACAUAGUUGGUCCUCCUGCUGUCUGCUCUGAGGCCCAAGUCACUCCUGCGCAACAUACAAAUGACCUUCAAGCUCCUGCUGUCUGCCCUAGUGAGAUGCAAGAGAAUUCAGUCCAACAUGCUCCAGCUCAUCAUGAAAUCCAUGACAUGGUCUGCGACCUUGACAAUGACAGUGCUACAUCUAUAGCCAGCAUAAAUGCAGUGGAACCUGAUCUUAUCCAUUCAGCUUCACUUGAUGUCCACACAGAUUCACUUACAACAGCUGGUGCAGUAGUAAAUGAUGGCGAAUCUUGUGGGGUUGACGAUGAUGGGCAAAUGUCCAGGGUAAUCAGUGGUGAAGAAAACCGCACAUCUGAUAUUGAAAGACCUGAAAGUCACACAGGAUGUGUUGAAGAUUUCAAUGAGUUGCAAAGGAGAAAUUCUGUUGUAUCCUCAACUAGUCCUGGCAAUGCAGGGACAUCCAGGAACAUGGUGUCUUCUGAAGUCCAUGGCAGUGGCAAUGAGCGGGAUACUGAUUUUCCUGUGGAUGAAUGCAAAUCAGGUCAUUUGGUUAAUCCUCAAUCACAAGAUGCCGUGAAAAAUGUCUCAGUUCAGAAAUCCCCGUGUCUCUACAAAUGUUGCCCUAUGUGUUUUAAUGCUGUCUAUAAGAUGGUUCAUAAUAUUCUUUCAAAUUCAGUAAGGCCUAACCUGCAUCGCUUGGCAGUUGAUGAUAUGCAUGACUUUUUGUCAUCAUGGUCAGUGAAUCUACUAGCAACAGUUAGAAAAUGGUAUAGUUCUCAAGGUAUAGUUGGUUGUGAAGAAAAUUCUGGAGAAGGGCAUUGCGUUUGUCAGAGUGAUAAUAGCUGUAUUCCAAGGGAGUGCACAUGUCACUUGGAAAUCAAUGAGGAUGCUGGAAUUAUAAAUUAUGAGAGCUAUAAUCCAAGUGGACAGCCAUUAAGUUUUUUCUUUAAAGAUGGUGUAUUGAUACCACCAGAUAUCACUGCAGUAACCACACCUCAUUGCAGUUAUAUGAGAUUAUGUGUUUGCUCGACACCAGGCUUUCUAGGCUCAAUCGGAUCUUGAUUUGAUGUGAUUGUGUGGUGCAGAUACUUCAAACGCUCACCACAGUUUUGGUCCUUUUCCUGGGAUGGCCCAUCUUCAGUGUUUACCAGGUCUUGCGUGCUCUCAACCACACGUGCGAGUUUCCCUGCAUGUGGCUCAUCCAUGAUAACUUCUUUGGACUUGAUGGGCCCCAGUGGUGGCAGCUAGUUCAUUACAAUUACACAUCCUUGAUGCAACUCCAAGCUAGCCUUCUGCAAAUAAAUUGCAUCGGUUAUGUUUAGCAAUGGAGUGCUGGGCUAUAUAGUUUUUGGGAAACCUGGAUUGACUGAAGAGAAACGAUGCUAUUGAUUUUGUGUCUGUUAAGUGGUUCUGUUGUAUACACAGUCUACUGUUACUGAUGUUGGAAUCUUUACACUAGCAGAUCUGUGAUGCAUUCUCCAAUCUCAUUGUAUUAUGUAUUAUAGCUCAAUUAAAUCAUGGAGUUGAUCAGUUGAAAAAAGAUUGACAAGUACUUACACUUCUACAGUGUCCAAGUUUUACCUUCAGACUGGUUACUGGUAUGCUUUCCAACGAAUGACUAGCAUUUAACAUCAUAGUUAUGUACACUUUUGAGCACACUGUUACUUAGAAAUGCUUAAGGGAAUGUGAUUUAGUACUUCUUAGAAUUUAGUCAUGUACAUAUUUCUAAAGAAGGCCAUUUUUUGGCGAUAAAAAACAAUUUCGACAAAGUUUUUUUUACUGAUUUGGUGGUGUGGGCAUGGAACUUUGUUAUAUGGAUAUAUAUUUUUUUCAACGAAGUGGAUUUUUUAAGUUCAUGUACUUUGCUUAAGUAGGCAUCUUGAACUCUUAUUUUUUUGGUCUUUGCACUGAAUCAGUGAAUCGAGGGCUGAUGAA